GAUAUUCAGCACGAUUAUACGGUUCUUCAUCAGAUUCACACGUAGAUAUUUUAGAAUACAUACGAGAAACGUGUAAUUGAUCAAGGAAACGGCAUCGAAUCAUUUAUUCGAUUUAGAGUGAAUAAUUUUCAUUUUCUUAUAAGCAAUACAAAGAAAAAAUGGCAGAUAAUGCAGGUUCAGGAGAUUCAUCACCACAGUUGGAAAGAGGAUGGUUGGCUUUAAAACAACAUGUAAUCGAUAACAAAAUUAAAGCUGGAUUAUGGUUUACAAGAUUACUAACUAUGAUAUUUACAAUAAGUUAUAUUAUUCCAAUAUUUGGAAAUUCUUAUAAUAUAUAUUACAAAGCUUUAAUGAGCUAUGCAGCAACCAGUGCAUUGCGUCUUCACCAAAGACUGCCACAUGUACAUCUUACUAGACAAUUUUUGGGAAUGUUACUUCUCGAAGAUUCCUGCCAUUAUUUACUUUAUUCUAUAAUAUUUCUUUAUGUUCCUCCAGUAACAAUCGUGCUUGUACCAAUAUUUUUAUUUGCCAUGUUGCAAUUUGCCAGUUUUUCACUCACAUUACUGGAUUGCUUAGGACAGAAUAGCUGGUGGGGAAUACGUCUUAUGAUCUCUUUGGUUGAGUUUCAGUCUCAUAAAAUUUUGCGUUUCUGUGCAUUUUCUGAAAUCAUAAUUUUACCAUACACAGCAUUUCUUGUUUUGACGGGACGUGUUGGUUUGUUAACACCAGUUAUAUAUUAUCAGUUCUUGAAGUUACGUCUUGCAUCACAAAGAAACCCAUUCACGCGUAAUAUGUUUUAUGAAAUCAGAAGUAUUUUGAAUACUUUGGCCAAGAAACCUGCAGUGCCAGAUAUACUCCGUAAAAUGAUAGAAGGUUUCCUUUCUUUAACUCAACAAAUGGCACCAGUACGUCAGUAAUAUUUUGAUUUGAUUCCCUAUUUGAACAUUUCAAGGGAAUUGUUUUUGGAUUGUAGGGUCCACACUUUUAUAAAAUUAAAUAUAGUGACAGUGAGUGCCGUUGUCAACAUUUUUGGUAAAUGUGUUUAAUUUAAUAUAUAUAUAUAAGAUUUAAAUAAAUAAAAAAUGUAAUAGGUGCAUCUAGAUAAACUUAUUAGUGUUAUAAGUGAGAAUGUUUUACAAACAUUUCAUACAUUUUACCAUUCGAACGAGAUUGAAUCUUGUAGUAAUAGACAUAUUUAAGAAUUGUCUAUUAUUUAUUAGUAUUAAUUAAAGUGAACUUGUAUGUUUUAUAACCUGUCAUAAAAUUAAUGAAUUUAUUUAUAGUUGUCAGGAAUCUGGUAUACUAUAGUCAUGUAGAGAUAUAACACAAUGCUGUCUGUCAAGCAUGUGGUGUUAUUGUAAUUAUCACAAAUAUGUAAAAUAAGUAAUGUAAACUAUAUCAUUGAUUUACUCAUA
Messenger RNA from Vespa crabro (European hornet), 1415 nucleotides. RefSeq names its product Krueppel homolog 2 (gene Kr-h2). The coding region runs from base 159 to 917 and encodes 252 amino acids. Gene Ontology annotation, biological process: membrane organization; endoplasmic reticulum tubular network organization. The transcript is spliced from 6 exons. NCBI's taxonomy places the organism in Eukaryota, Metazoa, Arthropoda, Insecta, Hymenoptera, Vespidae. Gene Ontology annotation, cellular component: endoplasmic reticulum; membrane. The record is from RefSeq and is a predicted model, not a curated record.